Cuscuta epithymum is the source of this 1651-nucleotide messenger RNA. NCBI's taxonomy places the organism in Eukaryota, Viridiplantae, Streptophyta, Magnoliopsida, Solanales, Convolvulaceae. The record is from the annotation of a GenBank genome assembly.
AUUGAUUGUGAUAGUGCAUUCCAAAUAAAAUUAAUGAAAUUCAAGAUAUCUAAUGAAUGAAUACACUAAACAUGACGUAUUUGAUAUGGGUUGCCAACCAAGAUUAAUUUGAUUUCACGCCGAGUUAAUUGUUCAAGUCAGUGUGGAUUGUGUGGUGCUUCCGGGGAGACUCUGGCGCACAUCUUUGAGAACUGCGUGGUUGCUGCAGAGGCUUGGGGGUGGUGUCUUGGAAUUGGUCUGCCUUUGACGGGGUUGAUUUUCUGGAGCAGGUUCGGAAGGAAUUCCGGUCAAGAAGCAAGGAGGAUCUUGUGAAGCUUAUUUGGGGGUGUUGGGCCAUUUGGGGUGAAAGAAAUCGACGUGUUUGGCAGACGUCUCCUUCUUCGGCGAUACAGUUCAUGGCUAAGGUGGAGGCGUUUGUGACGAGCUGGCUUGAGGCGCAGACUGUCAACAAGGAAGGAAGAGCAGCAGGGCAGCAGCCUGUCCAGUGUUGGGGUCGUCCAACAGCGGGAAUGUUGAAGGUCAACGUUGAUGCUGCUAUUCGGGAAGGUUCAUGCGGUCUGGGUUGGUGUAUUAGGGAUGAUACAGGGCAAUUUGUGGCUGGAGGUGCUAGUCCGAGGCAGGGAGUUGUAUCAGUGCUAGAGGCUGAGUUAAUUGGGAUACGAGAGGCCUUGAGUUGGUUACUUGAUUCGGAAUGGAGGGACGUUGAAGUGGAGUCUGAUGCUUCACUCGCUAUUAUGGAGAUUACGAAGGGCUCGAGUAAUUCUUCUUAUGGGUUGGUUGCAGAUGAUGUUAGAGAUAUUGCUAAGAACUUUUCCGGCAUCUCUUUUUCUCAUAUCAGGAGGUCAACGAACAGGGCAGCUCAUGCUUUGGCACAGAUGGCAUGUUCUUUGCUGAUUCUCAGUAUUGGUUUCAUGUACCUCCUUCAUUUAUUUCCUCUAUAUUGGACAAUGAUUUGAUUAAUAUUAAUUAAUACCUUUGCCCUAAAAAAAAUACUCCAUACAUCAGAAGUGCAUAGAAAUAUGUACUUUAGAGGAUGGAAAAACAACAUAAAUAUAACUAAUAAAUUGGAGGAGGAUAAACCUUGUAAUUACUCUUGAGAGAAUUUGGAGAUAUUACAUGGGGCUUUUCGAUAUUUCAUUUACACCUAUAAUGUUUCAGUUAAGCAGAUUUUCAUCACCCGGUGGAUUGAAGCUGGGUCAAAGAGAUUAAGUGAUUUAUUCAUGCUUAUCUUCAUGUAAUCAUCAGUUGGCAUAUAUGGAAGAUAUAUUCAUCUUAUACCUGUGCAAAUCAAGUGAUACCAUAUGUUGAAUACACAAUUCAACAGAUAAAUUUUAUUCGCAGAAGUGGAUUUCAAAUAACUAUUUCCAAAUUAAUAUUUAAUUAUGAAGUUCAGAGAGCCUAUGGCGAGAAGCAAGAGUCCCUCUCUUUUGAGAAACAGCCACAAAUUCCACUUAUUCAGGCAUAUUUUGAUGCGUCGGAAAACUUUGGUGUAACACCGUCCCCAAGUAUAUUUACUUCUAUGUAAAUUAUGUAUUGAACUUUAUGAAUGGUCAGUGAAUUUACGAGGUUGUAAAUUCUUGUUAAUUCUUUGGCGUGAAUAGUAAAUUGCACGUGGGUCCACACCGGGAGCGGGGACCACUCGAUAUUCCCG